CGGCAACACAUCAUCGCAACACAUAAACAACAACGCAAUACGUAUAAUAUAGAUGAUAGCGGUCCAUAAUGUUGCAGCUUAAACCAACCAACCGCACACAUUCAAGCUAAUACACAUUUCUCCAAAUUCGGUUCAGUUUUUGUUUAUCCACAACAACAACAACAUAUGGUGACAGUUGGCGUUUGAAGUGGACGUGAAAAAGAGUCAAAGUACGACCGAAUUGAAGGAGAAAAAAAUGGCAAGUUGGGCGAAUCUUCGGCCGGGCUACUUGAAGAUGGUGGUUCAAACACUGAAGGAGAAUGUGAAAAAGACAUCCACUUUGGAAUUGGAUGAUGACGUGAUGACACAUUAUGGGAUGAAGGUGGAGGAAAGUUGCUUGGAAAAGCCCCGCGGUUUGGAUUCGUACACCAAGGCCAUUACUGCGGCCAGAUUGAAAAUCGAACGAUACACAGCGCAAAAAAAACUGUAUCCAAUGAUUGCUGAAAGCCUGCACGUUGACAACAGUGAAAUUGUCACAAAUGCUGAAAACGAUAAGGUUGCACAAAAGCGAACGAUUCCACUUGAUGACGAUAACAAGACAGAGCCGACAAAACGAUCCAAGUACAAAAUGGACAGCGAUGUGAUUAUUAUCGGCUCAAGCGGUUCGGAAAAUGAACAAGACAACGAUGACGACGACGAUGCGUCAGAAGAUCAUUCCAACAACAAUGCACCGAAAGGAGAAAUUUUGAUUAGCGUGCAAACAACACCAAUCGUUGAAAUCAUCUCCGACAAAGACUCGCAGUAGAAACAUAUUCCAACCGAUUUAAGUCGGGCCGUUGAGUUUCAACCGAAAAACAUAAAUAUGUUCAACAAUCGAAACUAAAAGACUUUUAAAACAUUCAUACCAUAAAAUAUAAUUUCCACUGUACUAUGUAAAUACGUCGAAAUGAAAAAAAAUAAAAUAAAAUAAAAAAUAUCCAAAAAUCAAAUUAUCGAAAAUAAAUACAAAUUUCUCAGAGUUUUACCGCUUUUAUUUUCUCUUGACAAAUGAAGUAAAUUGUCAAAUGUCAAGCGUUUUUCAAAUUCACGCUCGUGCCGCCACAAUACAUUCAAACGUGCAUCUGUCAGAAUCUGUCUGUGAGUAUACUUUUGCGAUAUAUUUGUUUAUGGACAGAACACAAACCAUGGAAGAGCCAUUGAAAUCAAAAAUAAAAAUAAAAAUAAAUUCGUCAAGUUCGGCUAGUUCGUCCAAAAGCAAGAAAGAUGGCAAAGAAAAGGACGAAUUUUCAUCUGAAUUUCUGCGUGUAAAAUUGCGUGAAUUCUUCAAUCAUUCGGAUUUCAAAAGCACCCUACAGAAAGAUGCCAUCAAAGAGAUUAUGAGAGGAAAGCACGAUGUUUUCAUUUCGAUGCCAACUGGAAGUGGCAAAUCGUUGUGCUAUCAACUACCUGGUAUGCUUCACGACAACAAAAUCACCAUCGUCUUUUCACCGCUAAUUGCAUUGAUCAAAGAUCAAAUGGACCAUCUGACCAAGCUGAAAAUAUGCGCUGAAUCACUGAACUCGAAGAUGACAGUCAAAGAACGCGAGCGAGUCAUCAAUGAUCUGAGGAGCAUAAAACCAAGCACGAAAUUCCUUUACAUCACACCGGAACAGGCGGCAACAGAUUUCUUCCGCGGGCUACUUGAUUCUAUUGUAAAAUACAACAAAUUAGCUCUAGUGGCCGUUGAUGAGUGCCAUUGUGUGUCAGAGAUGGGUCAUCAGUUCCGCAAAGACUAUUUGAAAUUGGGUCAGUUGCGAUUGCGUUAUCCUACCAUCAAAUGGAUUGCGUUGACUGCGACUGCAUCAAAAGAUGUCCGUCACGAUGUGUUGAAGCAAUUGUCAUUGAAAGAGACAAAAUCAUUCAAAACGCCAUGCUUCCGGAAAAACCUCUUCUACGACAUAAUCUACAAAAAUUCCAUCCAAGACGACUACAUUCAUUUGAAAGAGUUUGCGCUCAAGUGUUUGAAAAGUACAACGCCCGAUGAAGAAUCGAACAAAGCACCGUGUGGAAUAAUUUAUUGCCGAACAAGAGAGAGUGUGGAGCGUGUUGCGAUUGGAUUGUCAAAGCAAAAUGUGGCCACCAAAGCCUAUCAUGCCGGUUUGAAUGACAAAGAAAGAAAGCAAACUCAGGAAGAUUGGACCAAUGGAAAAUUCCCCGUAAUUUGUGCCACAAACAGUUUUGGAAUGGGAGUGGACAAGUCAUCGGUGCGGUUUGUUGUGCAUUGGGAUGUUCCACAAAACAUUGCCGCGUAUUACCAAGAGUCUGGCCGUGCUGGUCGUGAUGGAAAAUCUUCAUAUUGUCGUUUGUAUUACUGUCGUCAAGAGGUGAAGACAAUCAAUUUUCUGUUGAACCAACAACUUCAAAAGGAUCCGGAAAAUGUAAAAUCCAAGCGUUCGGUGAAAGAAUUUGGUAAACUCAUCGACCAUUGUGAAUCACUGCGAUGCCGUCACCUGCUAUUCUCCCACUACUUUGGUGAUCAGGCACCGGAUUGCAAAAAACGGCAACUGUGUGAUGUGUGCAAGGACCGAAAGAAGGCGGAGACAAAUCUUGAAACAUUUCAUCGAUUAGCUAUGAACAGUUUUAACAGUAAAAUUAUGAAGGAUGCUGAUUUUGAUGGCUCAGAUUUGUAUGAAGGCGGUCGAAAUGCAGUUCGCGAAGCCGAAGCUUCGUACUCGGUUGAUGAUGAUGACGAUAAUUUUGGCAGUUCUUCAAAACGUGAUGCCAAAGCGAAGAAAGAAACCACAAAUCUCAUUCAGAAAGAAUUCGAACGGCGAAAGCAGAAAAUUGAAUUGGCCAAAAAGCUUGAAGAAACACAAACCCGAUCGUUUGGCAUUCGCAUUAGGAGCAGCAUUCACACGAGCAAAAUUCCAGGUUUGGAUGUGAAGAAACGAGAAAGCUAUUUGGACUAUUUGCUGAAAGCACUCAGAGAGAAUGUUGAGAAAGUCACCGAGAAACCACCACAUGAAUUUAAAGCCCGUGAUUUUGAAGAUAUUGCCGCCGAAUUGGAGUACAAUUGCUUUACGAAAAAUCGAGUGCUCGCGAUGUACACAAAAGCAGUCACCGUUGAACGUCUACGCAUUGAUCGAAGCACCAAAAAUAAGGAAUUAUUGCUGGAGAUCAAAAAUCAUACACCGAAAAAGCGAGUUGCGCAUGGCGGUUCCUCCGAAGCGAUGCAGAGAGAUUUGAACGAUUUUAUGAAAGAGCAUAAUAUUCAAGCUGAUUCAAAUAAUAUAACGGACACACCGAACACAAAUAAUACACACACAAACGUGGGUUUUCAGACAGCACGUCAAAUCAACAAUAAACUCAAAGAGCCGAAUCGCAUGAAAAAGGAUCCACUGACCCAAAUGUCGAUCAAUUCAUUCUUUUCCACCGCAUCGAUUAAACGUGAGCCAGAAGAUCAUGUGGAUGACAACGAAAAUGAGGUGGAGAAUACGCAACAGGCUAAGCGUCGCAAGGUGGAAAAUGAAAGAGUCACCGUCAAAGCGGAACCCAUGGAAACGACCGAACAUGAGGUGUCAUUAAAUGUUAAAGGUGAACCGAUUGACUAUGAUUCGGAUGCCGGAACUGAAAAAGGUAGCGAUGAUGAAAUGGACACAGAGAGAGUGAUUCAAUCAAAUAAUGCGAACAGUGGUGCUAGUGUUGGGCCAACAAUCAAUAAAAAAACUGAGCAGAACAAAGGCACAGCACAGCACACGCAAAAUAAAUCAAACAUACAAAGCCCGCCAACGAAUAUGGUAAAUGUCAAAAUGGAGCAAAAUUCUGAUGAAGAAAAUGACGACACAGAUGAAGCUAGUGAUGGUGAAGAUGAUUACUGUGCGAAUCGGGUGAAUAAACGUCCAGCAAAUCGAAGUGAAACCGAUCAACAAAAAAAAUCAAAAUCCACGCAUCAAAAUGUUGAACCGCAAGUAUUAGAACAGAGGCGGAUCAAAACGGAGCCGAUCGUUGAGGAGGAAUUGACGGCAAUGGUUGUUGCCCAGCCAGGGCGUUUCGAAGAAAACGUCAAGAAUGAGCCUGAUGACGAACUAAUCCAAUCCGAUGUAGAAACGGAUGAUGAAACUCAGUUGUACAACACAAACACAUCGAGCACAUCGCAGUAUCGCAAUCAAAAUGGCGAACGGCCAGUACAAGAUACACGUCAAUCAAACGAUGAUCGAUACCAUUUUCAAAGAGAACAACAAUAUCAGCAACCAUCGGCAUUGAACAGUGAUUAUCAACAGCCGUCGACAACGCGAAGCAGUUACGAUUCAUUUGCGUCUGCAUCAACAAGUCGUCAAAAUGAACCAUAUAUCACCAACAAUCAUUAUCCACAACGUGAAGAUUCAUUAUACACAGUUGGAUCAAGAUCCACCCGUCAAGUGUAUACAGCCGAUGGCAAGUCGCUCAUACGAUUUAAUGAGCUCAAUGCCGCCGCAGAAGAGCCAACAACUGUCGAUCAUGAUGAUGUUGACGAUGAUCCAGAUAUCGAUUUGGACGAUUUGGGCGAAGAAAUUGCGAAAUAUCGCGGCGUUUUAGAGAAGCAAUAUGAAGAAGACCUUAAGCAAAUACAAAACACGAAAUUAGAAUCGUUAAAUCCAACUGCUCAGAUGGACUUUAUGAGGCGUUUGAAUGAAUUGGAGAAAACAAAGCAAAAAAUUCUGAAUGAGCAUGUGCAAGAAGCGGCCCAAAAAAACGAAGAAGAACGUGAAAAAGUACGUGAUACGUAUAUGCUCGGUUUAUUUGGAUUCAACUUUGAUUUGUUGAAAUUCGAUCAUCGUAUGGGCAUUGACUCAAAUCAAUCGGCACCGUCAAGCUCAAGACGAAACUCCUCGUCGGAAGUCGAUGAAAAAAAGAAAGAAAAAAUCACGUACAAUGAAUUCAUGGCCAAGUCAAAAGUCAAAUCGGAGCACCAGAAGACCAUGAAACAACACAUUGCCACCUUGGCAUUGAACGAUCACAUUCACCGUAUGCAAAAUGUAAAUAAACUGCAUACCGUACCGCAAAAAGUGAUUGAUAACAUCAAAAAUGACAAAACCAUCAUAAAAAAUAAGGUGGACCGAUAUUUGAUGCCAUAUUUCAAAAACGGAACAAUCAACGAGCAUAACUAUAAGGUCAUUUGCAAGACUAUCACUCAACAUCAUUUCGAAGCGAACGAUCAUGACUCCGAGUCCAUUCGACAACGUGUUGAAAAAUUGGUGAAGGCGGCAUUAGCAGCCAAAGAGAAACACAAACAAGCCAGACAAGCACCGAGCACCUGAAGACACAAAAUAUGCUGCUUAAAACAUUACCUUCCAUUUUCUUUAAGUAUUUUUUUCUCUCUCUAUUUUGUUAUUGUCAAACACCACCGUUUUUUUUAUAUUUUUGAACAUUUAUUAUUAUUGUAGUUGACCAUUAAUGAAGUCGAAAAAAAACUUCAACACAAAAAGAAUAUCGUAACGAAUCAAAUAAAAUAAAUUUCUAUUAUUUUCUACGAAUAUACAUACAAUAAAAAAACUGUUGAUCUGAAUAAAUAAAAAAAAAAUUGAAUAAUUAUCCCAUAAAA
Messenger RNA from Sitodiplosis mosellana (orange wheat blossom midge), 5539 nucleotides. RefSeq lists its product as uncharacterized. Gene Ontology annotation, cellular component: chromosome; cytoplasm. Gene Ontology annotation, molecular function: nucleic acid binding; 3'-5' DNA helicase activity; ATP binding. The transcript is spliced from 7 exons. NCBI's taxonomy places the organism in Eukaryota, Metazoa, Arthropoda, Insecta, Diptera, Cecidomyiidae. The record is from RefSeq and is a predicted model, not a curated record. Gene Ontology annotation, biological process: double-strand break repair via homologous recombination. The coding region runs from base 1044 to 5255 and encodes 1403 amino acids.